Molecule: messenger RNA, 783 nt
Organism: Fusarium verticillioides 7600
Lineage: Eukaryota; Fungi; Ascomycota; Sordariomycetes; Hypocreales; Nectriaceae
Exons: 1
Coding region: 1-783 (260 amino acids)
Source: RefSeq, a predicted model, not a curated record
AUGGAGCAACUACCAGAGCAUGAAGAGCGAACAUAUCUUGAUGCCAUACUCGCCUUAGCCAUCAUCGUAAGAAAGAUCAACCAUGACUUUCUGGGUGUUGCUGCUGGACAUGCAAAUGUCAGCCACCAAGAUGUCGUCAAGUUAUACGGUCAACUAGAAGAGUGGCGUAAGAAGUUGCCCUCUUACUUGCUUUGGGACGCUAAACGAGACUUCAGCCUGACUGCUGAAAGCGGGACUGGGAAACUAGCCCAAGCGCACCAGCUGCAACAGGCUAUCCUUCUGUUUCUCGAACACAACUGCUGCAUGCAAAUCGAAAGAUGUGCUUCAGAACGUGGGAUAACUAACCCCAUCUCACUGGAGGCGGUUAUGCUGAAUCACCUUAUCGAGUACCAAACCUUGGCAAUGACGAACGAUAUAACAAAAGCUGUUAAGUGGCUCCAGUCGCAGAAAGUAUGCCAGAACACACCUCAAGGCACUGUUGCCUAUCCCCUGAUCGACCUUUCCCCAGACAUCCUGCGCGAUAUCUGUGCUGGCACUGCUUAUUGGCUGUGCGACCGCGGGAAGAAACUCAUCAAUUUCAACAAGGCUUCCGUCAGUUCCGCAAGCUACGGGGAGGUUUCUCUAACGCAAGGGGCGGAAGACUUUGCCGCAAAUGCGGCAUUACUGAAAGAUGCCGUGGCAACAGCAAAAUCGCACAAUGAUACACCAUGCUUGGUCGAGAAGUUGGACGGGCAGCUCUCAUCUUUGAACGAGGCGAUCAAAAGCGCCAAUAACGGCCGAUGA